Messenger RNA from Candida albicans SC5314, 2622 nucleotides. RefSeq lists its product as uncharacterized. The record is from RefSeq and is a predicted model, not a curated record. The transcript has a single exon. Bases 1 to 2622 code for a protein of 873 amino acids. NCBI's taxonomy places the organism in Eukaryota, Fungi, Ascomycota, Pichiomycetes, Serinales, Debaryomycetaceae.
AUGAUGUUGAAACUGUCUGCUAUAUCAGAUGAUGUACAUCGCCCUAUAAGUGUUUAUACUACACCUCCAUUAGAUAUUUCUAUUAUUGAUGAAGAAGAUGAAAUUAAAGAAGAGGAGGAGGAGGAGGAAAACGAAGAUGAAGACGAUUUAAUGGAUAAACGUUCUUAUCAACUGUCUCAAUUAUUAUUCACUCCUCCUACUUCAUUAGAUAACAAAUCCAAAUUCAUUCUGCCAUUUGAAUGUCCAAGAACUCCUCCGCCACCUCCACCUCCACCGCCACCGCCAGUUUCCAACCAAUACUCCCAUUCAAGUCCUAAAACAAUGAAUAGUAAAAAUUCUCAAUUUGCUUCAGAUACGUCUUCAUUAUUAAAACCCCAGUUAUCUUUAAAGUCCAUGAAAACUACUACCACUACCACUUCUGCUUCUUCAUCAUCUUCUAAUUCAUUUAAAUAUCAACCACCACCUCCAUUACUGACCAACCCACAAUUAAAAUCACCUUCCAAAUCACACAAUAAAAGAAAUAGUACAAAUCCUACUGUUGGUGUUAAAGAAAAUUUACUACUGUCACCUUCAAAAUUAUUAAAACGGUUAUCAAUGAGAUUAUCUUCAUCAAACUUAAAUAAACGGAAUUCAGUUAUUCCUAAUGAUAUAAAAGUAAUUAUAUCUGAACCACAACCACAACCACAACCACAGCCACAACAAUUAUUGCUGCCUCGAUUACCAUUACAAGAAUAUGAAGAAAAAUCAGCAACGACAAUACAAUCACAACUGAUACCCUACUUGGAAACAGUAGCAUUACCAAAUGGUAAAUCAAUUUUAAUACCUUCAUCACAAUCACAAGAUGAAUAUCCAUCACCAACAUUAUCACUCACACCACCAUAUCUGACAUCACCAUCAAAUUCAAAUUCUUCUUCUUGUUAUAGUUUACAACAACAACCAUCUAAAUCUUCUACAUCUAUGAUAGCAUCAAAUUUACCACCUUUAGAGAAUCAAAAAUUAAAUAAAUCAUUGUCAAACAGUACUAAUGAUGGAAAGAAACCCACCCCAAAUGAAGUAGUUGAAAUUACGCCAAAGAAACAAAGCAGAAGAAGAAGAAAUAAAAGUCAUUCUAUUAGUGCAUUUAUUUCACCACGUAAAUUGGCCAGUGAAUAUCAUAAUCGAGUUAAAUCAAGUUGGAGAAAUUCUCUGACUCCUUCAACUCAUUCUCAAUUAUCACAACCUAUACCAUAUUUACAAUAUCCUAAAUCAACCGAUGAUGAAGAAUUGAUUGGAUAUAAAUAUAAUGAUGAAGGAGAAGGAAGUGAAGAAGUUAAUCAAUCACCACCACAGCAACAGCAACAGCAAGAAAUAGAAGAAGAAGAAGAAGAGGUUGAAGAAGAUAUACAUGAUGCCCAAAAUAUUGGUGAUACUUCAUUGAUUAGUGGGAUAAUUAAUGAUAUAGUUACAACUGAUCAUACCCAUGAUAUAACUUCAUUUUCUGGAUAUUCUUUAGAUAAACCAAACACAAACACAACAGCGGUCACUACCACCACCACCACUACCAAUAAUGAUAAUGACAUUGAUAAUGAAACAAACACUAAUAAUACUAAUGAUAAUUCAAUUCUUGUAUUACCUGCAUCUCCACAAAAGAGUACUUUUUCAACAACUACAACAACGACUAAUUCUACAAUUACAAUAGAUGAUAUUGAUGAUGUUUCAUUUUCUUCCCCUUCCUCAUCAAUGACACCAAUGAGUAAACAACAAGUUAUGGGAGGAUAUAAUGAUACUUUAGAUACUAUUAAUACUUCAUCAAUAAUCACAACUGGAUUUGAUGAAGAUGAAGAUAAAGAUGAUGUUAGUGUUAAUGUUAGUGGGAUCAGUUAUAAAGGAAGUAUUUCUAAUCAAAGAAAACAAAUUUAUAAAUAUCAUAAUCAUAGCCAUAGUCAUGGUCGACAUCAUCGCAUGGAUUCACAAGGUUAUGAAAAAAGGAAAAUGAAUCAUCAAAGUACAAUGUCAACUUCAACUACUAUAAGUUCAGCAGCAAUGAAUCAACAACAACAAAAACAAAAACAAAAACAAAAACAACAACCCCAAAAAUCAGUAUAUUCUGAUUCAAUAUUAAAAUUGAAUAUCUUUAUCCAAGAUUCAAACAACACCACCAAUAACAGUUCUGGUUCAUCGUCAUCAUCAUCUUCCUCUUCUUCUUCCUCUUCAUUAUUACAAUCAAUGAUAUCAAUUAAAUUACGGAAAGAUAAAUUGAAAAAUCUUGAUGAAUUAAUUAAUUUAAUAAUUUAUAAAUUAAUGAAAAAAUUAAAUCGUCAUGAUGAUGAUUUAAUCAUUGAUAAUAUCAAAUUAUUAAUCUUCUUCAAAAACAACAACAACAACAAUAAUAACAAUAAUAAUAAUAAUAAUAAUAAUAGUACCAGUGAUACUAAUUAUGGUGGUGGUGGUGGUGGGGAUGAUGAUAAACAUGUUUUAAUAAAUCCAAUAAUUUUAAAAGAUAAAAUUGAUCAAUCAAUAACAAAGAAAAAGAAUAAACAUCAGAAUUCUUCUUCUUCAUUGCCGAUUAAUAAUUAUAAAGAUGAUUUAUUAUUGGAAUAUAUUCAAAUGAAACUGAAAUUAUAUAUUAAAGCUAUAAUUUGA